Molecule: messenger RNA, 204 nt
Organism: Hansenula ciferrii
Lineage: Eukaryota; Fungi; Ascomycota; Saccharomycetes; Phaffomycetales; Wickerhamomycetaceae
Exons: 1
Coding region: 1-204 (67 amino acids)
Source: RefSeq, a predicted model, not a curated record
AUGCAAUUCAAAUCUGUCGUCGUCGCUUUAGCUUCAGCUGCUAUCGUUUCAGCUCAAAAUGCUUCAUCAAACUCAACUGGUGUUAACGGUACCAACGGUACUAACGGUUCAUCAUCAGUCUCAACUGCCGGUGCUGCUUCAAACGCUAUGGGUGCUGGUGUCUUUGGUGCUGCUGUUGCUGCUGGUGUUGCUUUCUUAUUCUAA